Phaeodactylum tricornutum CCAP 1055/1 is the source of this 1275-nucleotide messenger RNA. It is a transcript of the gene NAP, whose product is annotated as nucleosome assembly protein. The coding region runs from base 140 to 1096 and encodes 318 amino acids. Lineage: Eukaryota; Bacillariophyta; Bacillariophyceae; Surirellales; Neidiaceae. The transcript is spliced from 2 exons. Gene Ontology annotation, molecular function: chromatin binding; histone binding. The record is from RefSeq and is a predicted model, not a curated record. Gene Ontology annotation, biological process: nucleosome assembly. Gene Ontology annotation, cellular component: chromatin; nucleus.
CAGGAACGUGCCCCCCUGUACUACAUCGCGACUAAUUCGUGGCUAACACGAUGGUAACGAACGCGUUCAAAGGAAUUGGUAAAUCCCUCUUUGUCCUUUACAGUUAGUCACCACACAGAGAUUUAUAUGAGCUUUUAAAAUGACGGACAUUAACAACAACGAGCAAGAUCCUCUGCAAAAUAUCGGUGUUGGGGACGAAGACUCAGACGCAGAGGACGAUGAUACCGCUGAAGACAACCCGAUGGCCGAUCUCCCCGAUUACGUUGCACAUCGCGUGGAAAAACUGCGUGGUCUGAAUGAGAAGCGAGAAGAGAUCAUGAAAGAUUACCUCACGGAGCGAGCCGACUUGGAACGCAAAUACGCGGUUAUUUUAAACCCGCUCUAUGAAGAACGUGCGACGAUUGUGAACGGUGAGAAGGAUGAUGAAAUAAGCGCCGAAGUCACUCGCCGCGGAGAUAGCUCUAGCGCACACCAUAAUGAUGCGGAACCGUACGUAAAAGGCAUUCCACAAUUUUGGCUGAGUACUAUGAGCCAAGAAGAGACGAUCAGUGAGAGUCUGACAGAAGAAGACGUUGACUGUUUGGAACACCUCGAAAACAUCACAUGUGAAGACUUUGCUGAUGGAAAAGGAUUCGUUCUUCGUUUUCAUUUUGCUCCUAACGACUAUUUUCAUGAUGCUGUAUUGGUGAAGACAUACGAUGUUCCGAAUCUUUUGCUUUCCGAUGAACCCAUCUUGAAGAACGUCCACGGAUGCAAGAUUCAGUGGAAAGAAGGGAAAUCUCUGACACAUCGCCAGAUCAAGAAGAAACAGCGCGGAAAGGGCAAGAAUGCUGGUCAGGUACGCACCAUCUCCAAAAUGGAGAAGAAGGAAUCGUUCUUCCAUUGGUUCGAGCCGCCAGCAAUGCCAAAGAUGGAUGAAGUUGACGAGGAACAGGCGGACGAGCUAGAAGAAUUUUUCGAUUCAGAUUACGAAAUAGCGCAGGCGUUUCGGUCACAUGUUAUUCCUUCAGCCGUUCUUUGGUUCACCGGAGAAAUUAUGGCUCAGGAAAUGAUACACGCAAUCGAAGAUCUUAGAGAAUCAGAGGAAACAGAUUGAUGAGGAUUGAAUGUGUAAUUGGAAUUGACGGAUCGGCAAGAUUACAAUGAUUAAUCGACAAAGACUGCAUAGUUUUUGAUCGAAGGAAGAAAAAUAUAUAUGCAACGCUUGCUACUCAUAUGUUAGAUACUGGUAUCUCACUGUGAAUUCGAUAGAUUCCUGUCUUGGUGGGCCCAGUC